Pocillopora damicornis (cauliflower coral) is the source of this 2970-nucleotide messenger RNA. Its product is annotated as TBC1 domain family member 24. The record is from RefSeq and is a predicted model, not a curated record. NCBI's taxonomy places the organism in Eukaryota, Metazoa, Cnidaria, Anthozoa, Scleractinia, Pocilloporidae.
UGGAGAACAUAACAGACUUUGUCCGGUGGUCUUUAAUUUAAAGGUUUUCCUCAUUUUUUCCCGUUUCUAAUGUUACAUGUCACGUCACCUGUGAAGAAACUAGAUAUUUAAUCAUCGUGACCUUUGAUUACCUCUAUCGUGCGCAGUCGUUCCGAGAAAUAUGAUGAAAUAAGAAAUUACACGGAAUUAGUGAGAAGCGAUUGACGGCAUUGAUUUCUCGUAAUGACUAAAUGUUCGAAGGCAGGGUUCUAAAUUUAUCUUGAUUUAUCAAAAGCGAUCUCAUGAUUUGGACUGCAGAAGCGUAUUGUGUGUAUCGUGAAAGACGCGUGUACAACUGAUGGUUCUAAAUGCGUCAGUUACUCCUUGUGAGCACUUGUUAAUCAUCAGUAGACAUCAGCCGUAUAGCUGCGUGUAAAUAAUGGAAUUAAUCGAGAUAAGCAGUACGUUCUUCUCGCACUGGGUAGAGAGUUCUUCUUCAGAUAUAAAACUGCAUAGAGAGGACUCCAAAACGUCCAAAGGAUCCAGAAAAUUAUCAAGAUCGAGAAAAACAUCUAGACAAGAUUCGAGAACUUCUGUCUCCAAACUCUACUUACCAAAAGCAAGAUAUUCUGAGGAUGAAUUUAAAGAAGCCUUACAAAUGUGGAUACAGCAUCCAGAGCACGAGGAAACCAUGCAGUUGAAGAAACUAGUUAGACAAGGUGUCCUUCCCAAACUCAGAUCUGAGCUGUGGAAGGAUUCUAGCGGUGGAGCUGACAUCAUUUUCAACUCUCCUCACUAUUAUGAAGAAAUGAUUGAUGACAUAGGUAUUCAAGUACCCUCCAGUAUACCUUCAACAAUUUUUAGUGGCAACAGAAAUGUUCCUUCAUACCUAUUAUCACCAGAUGGAGAGAAGACCUGUCUAAAAGUCCUUUAUAUCUUGUCUCACAUGCACCCUGAUAUCCAAUUUGCUCCUUUGGUUCCACCAUUAACAUCUCUUUUCCUUCAUUUCAUGGAGGAAAAUCUUUGUUAUACUUGUAUGUCUGCUUUAGUGAAUUCUCACCGCUCUAUGUUGGAUCAAAGUCAGAGGGCCUUUGCUGUGAUGGCAAAGACAUUUCAAGAUUCUUUGAAGUCUUAUUUUAUGCCAUCUUACAAACAGAUCAAGGAAUUUAUUGAAACAGCAAAGGGAGAACAGUUGCGUAAAAACACUAUUCUUAUUCCUGAUUGGCUUAUCUGGAUGUUCCAUUACAUUGAUUUUUGGACACUGGUCUACAUUGUUGAUAGUUUUGUUGUCCAAGGACCCAAAGUUUUUGUGCGUGUUGGUUUGAUUGUAUUCAGUCAGUUUGCAAAGUUUAUUGAACAAGAAGCAGAAGUAUCAGAAAAUGGAAACCUAGAGGAUCUGUUUAAACAGUUUGCAUCACUUAUGCCUUUGAGGGGAUACAAGCUUCUUCAGGCAGCUUUCAGAAUUCGAGGUCUCUCAAGGAAACAGCUGGAAAGACUGAAAAGUAAAAACAUAACUUUAUUGGAGAACGGAUUGUUGGAUGUUCCUCAGCAGACCUGGGCACCAGUUCAGACCCUGACUGUGUUUGCAGUUAAAGGUUCCAACUUGCUAUCAUUACAAGAGUGGGAGUUACUGUCAUCAUGGCUACCAGACAGGUUACGCAUUAAGAGACCUAUUUGCUUGUUCACCACAGACACUGAUGGAUGCAGUAUAAGAACUUUAUACAACAAGUGUGAAGGUGAUGACGAGACAGUUCUUCUAGUCAAAUCAUCUGUUGGUGAGAUCAUUGGAGGUCUUGUCACGUCCAGCUGGAGUGAGAGAACCACAGGGCCCAGAACUCUUACAUAUUUUGGUACUGGGGAAAGUUUUGUCUUUAGGCUGAGUCCCAGGCCUGUUAGAUAUUUAUGGACAGGACUACAGAAGGAGGGCCCAGGUACCAAGGAUUUGUUUAUGGCUGGAGAUGACAAAUGUCUCAUGAUUGGGGGAGGGGGUGAUAAUGCCAUUUGGUUAGAUAAUGAGCUUUGUCGGGGACACAGUGGUCCAACUGAGACAUUUGGCAAUGAACAACUCACUGAGACCCAAGAUUUCCUUUGUGCCAGAGUUGAAGUGUUUGGUUUUGUCCCAGAAAGCUGAUCAGUGCUAAGAACUUCAAUAGCCUGUUAUUUAAUACAUAAAUUUUGGAUAUCACUCAUUCAUAUUAUCAUUUUAAUACUAACACUAAUAUCAGUGGUAUGAUAAUUGUAAGAAUGAAAAAAAGUAGUAUUUACCAACAAAAAGGACACACUUAGUUGUUCCAAAAAUGAUCCACAAAUUUGAAAGUGCCAUUUGGAUCCAAAAUGGAAAAUAAUUUUUGUUACUUUUUUCAUAAUUGCUUUACCAGGUAAUACUCAUAGUGAUCUUUCUGGAAUCCUUAAAAUGUUUUGUGCAAACAUCAUGUAUUACAUUACAUUUUAACUGUAACAAUAUGGCACUAAGGGGGCUUUCUGUUAUAGCAUGUCUAAUUAUGGUAAAUCCAUGCAUUUUUAUGAAGCAAAUCUUAAUGGAAACUCAAAGCUUGAUGUUAUCAAUAAUUUGUUAAAUGUAUUGAAUUAUAAGAAUUUUUUAAUUAUUUAUUAGUUAUUACACAGUGAUUUCCUAGGCAUAUAUCAAAGAGCUUUCUUGAUUAAUUUUAUGAUGUGAAUUGGGAAAUUGGAUGCAGUAAUAUGCAGGAAAUGAAACUUCCUACCAAAUCGUAAUUACUUUUUUUGCAUAAAUUUUACAAAUUGUUUUUAGUUCCAUUUGUCUGAUAUAAAUUUAUGAAAUUGAUACAAGUAUGGAAUAUGAUCUGUAUGGUUGAAAAUUAUGACAGUUUAAUGUGAGAUUAGUUAAUUUUUUAAUUCCUUGCAGCUUUUAGGAAUAUCUGAUUGAAAUACAUGUAAUUCAGUGUUGUUUGAGGGGUUUAUUUUAUAACUGUAGAUUUCAUCGCUGUAUUAAAUGCAGUUUAAAACAUGCAA